UCAACACGAGAGCUUCGAAUCAACUUGCCGAGGGUCAAGAUAGAGCGUGGUCAAUGUCAGAGUUUCCGUUACGAACAGGAAUUCACAAUUAUACCUUUGAUGAUUACUGGCGUUAAAUUGUGAGAUAAAGGAGAAAGAGACAAGACGGAAACCUUCCCUCCCCCUCUAGCACUUUCUCAUCAGUACCCCCCAUCCACACAUCAUGUCAACUCAAAUGUCCAAACUGGUUACAUUUGCACUGCGCUCUGUUUCCUGCCAUACUCGCAGCAGUAGAUUCUGUGUGCACCAUGCGGUUUAUGGUCCAGUGGGACCCUGUGGGCUCUGUGUUCCUGUUGUAUCCAUGCUCCAAAGAAGGGCCUAUAGUCUAGACUCUUUAACAAUGGAUCCCGGUUGGCCCACAAUUGGCCCUUCAUCUCAGCAGCACAGUGCUGAGAGGACCUCGCCUUCCUCUGCACACACACACAGAAACUUAUCGGCUGUACAGGGCCAGUGUCGUCCUCUAUGCCGAUAUGACUUCCUGGACAUUGGGGAAGUAGAAGAAAACAUCCGCCGAGCUAAGACAUGUAAAAGCUUCAGAUACUUCGUUGUAGACCCAGCCCUGGCUGAAAUAGUAACUCAACACCUAGGACCUGACCUAGAUGAUACCAAGACUAUUAUCUUUGAAUGUAACCCAGGCCCUGGGGUGCUGACUCGGACACUGCUGAAUGCUGGAGCUCAAAGAGUGGUAGCUCUAGAGGCGGAUAAGUCCUUUUUUAAUGAUAUGCAGGAGUUGAAGGGUUGUGUUGAUGGUCGACUAGAAACAGUCCACUGUGACUUUUUCAAACUGGAUCCUUUCGGCACUGGGCCCAUUAGACCCCCCGCCAUGUUCACUGACAAGCUCUUCGCUGACCUGGGCAUAUCAGAGGCUAGCUGGACGGAUGACAUCACAAUGAAGGUGGUGGGGAUCAUGCCGGUGCGUAAUGAGCGAGCCAUGCUGCUUAAGAUGGUCUACAAUCUGUUUGAACAACUGUCUGUCUAUAGAUAUGGUCGGGUAGAGCUCAACCUCUUCAUGAGCGAAGGGGAAUACCUGAAACUCAUGUCUCGUCCUGGUAACAAGAUGUUCUAUAGAGCCUUUUGUGUCCUUUGGCAGAUGGCCUGUGAUAUCAAACUACUGCACAAGGAGCCUUGGGGGUCAUUUGUGUCAUCUUCAAAAAAGGCUGCAAUUAUUCCAAAGGGCAGGCUCCCUAAUGACCACCUGUGCCUUGUGCGUCUACGGCCUCGUGCGGAUCUGUUCUCAGCAGGCCUUACACCUGCUAAUGCUGGCACGCUACUGCAAAUGGUCAAACAAUGUCUGGCCAAGAGACAAGUCAAGCUCAUUGACAGGCUCAAUCUCUGGUCUCCAGACAGUGGUAGUAAAUUAUUAACAGAGAUGGGCAUGCCGCAAGACAUACUGACAGGCGAAAUGUUACCAGAAGAGUACCUGAGACUGUUCCAACUGAUGGAGAAGAGCCAAGAGUUUACCCAGAGCUGGCUUUAUGAGGAAAUCCUGGAAAACACACAGAGAGUGGGCUGGGUCUGAAACAUACACAUCCAUGAAUUAUGUGGAUAUGUUUAUAGAAAUCAUACACCAAAAAUGAACAUAUAAUAUAAUAUAAAUUAUAUUGUAUUGUAAAAACAUACUUGGCUCACUUGAAUUAUAAUACACAGACAAAUCCAAACCAUAUGUCCACACAGUGCCACAUAUCCAUAAAUCAUAAAAAACAAGGCUGGAGAAAAAAAAGAAGAAAAAUAAGCAUAGCUGACUGGAACAGACUCACAUCUAGCAAAAGUACUUUCAAUUGCCACUCAGCAUGAGCCAUUAUGGACAUUUCAUUUGGAAUGAUUGAACAGAUGGGGGGAAAAGGUAAGAUGGGAUACAAAAACUGAAGUCCAAGUUAUUAUAGGUAUAGUCCCAAACUUUACCUAAGAGAUCAUGACUUAGGACCUUAUAUUAGUUGCAGAGAUGUUUUGGGAUUUUUAUAAGUCCUGACAACACUUGUAAUGUAAUUUUCCUCUAACUGGGAAGAAAGAGACUAAAAUGUGUUAGAGAAAUGAGCCUAAGAGGAAAAUGGUUUUAAGAUUUUCUGCCGAGUGAAAUUCCCUUUUGCCAGAAAUUGUGGAAACGACCAAAUUUCUGCACAUUUAAGGGAGUUAUGAUACAGGAGGCUCUCGGACACUAGAUAGGCACUACAACAUCAGAUUGAAGUUUAAUCAAAAAGAAGUUACAAUCCUGUUAUUUAUUUGCUGGAUGGUUGUGCAAAACAAUGGUUCUGCUAAUGUGUCAUGGCAAUAGACAUUGUACCCUUCUCCAUUAGUACUGCAGAUUUGUUAUAGAAAUCCUCUUGGGUAGAGUAAUGGUGAAGUAAGCAUGCAGAGAAAAGGAGGUUGUCCCCUCCUGUCCUAUUGUAACCAUAUGGCUUGUAUAUUUUUGUGUAUCAGCAUUUGAGUGUACAUAAACCAAUCCAAAUGUUUGAUGGUCUUAGUUUUAUAAAACAUGUUAGCAAUAAAUCUAAUGAUAUGUAUUUUUAACAAUUCACUGAAUAUGCAUUUUGGUAAUGGUGGUUGAAGACCAACUUGAUUCUGGCCUUGCUUAAAUAUUCCUGCAUAACAAGACAACCCCAUGUUCAGGGGAGUCUGUACAUUCUCACCAUGUGGAUUGUUAGUCUGUGGAACUGAAACAUUGGAUCUGCAGGUCCUUUAAUUUUGCCUACAUGUCUUUUCAUUUCAGAACGGUUUAGCCCACAUUCUUUUAUGUAAGUACAGUUAAGGUCAAAAUUGUUAGCCCCCAAGGAACUAUGAAACAUUUCCCUAAAAUUCUGCCCAACGUUUGCAUCAUUCAUAAAAAUUUACAUAGUAAAACAUUCAUCAAUGUUAAGGCCCCUAUUUGGUACGUUUUGGAAUGUAAAAUAAAUCUUCAGGUUUGCUUUUUACCAAAUGUAGUGAAAAUUGAGGUGGUCAAAAUUAUUAGCCCCCCAUGUGAUUUUUUUUUUUUUGCUUUCAAAACACACCUGAGCAAUCAAUCAGCUUUCAAACCACACCCGAGCAAUCAAUCAGCAUUGAACUUUACUUAAGGGACUCCAAUGAACAGGGCUAGUGGCACUUGAUUGAGAGGGACUACUCUUAAAUUCUUGGUAAGAAAUAAUU
This is a messenger RNA of Lampris incognitus (smalleye Pacific opah), 3162 nucleotides long. It is a transcript of the gene tfb2m, whose product is annotated as transcription factor B2, mitochondrial. Gene Ontology annotation, cellular component: mitochondrial matrix. The record is from RefSeq and is a predicted model, not a curated record. Lineage: Eukaryota; Metazoa; Chordata; Actinopteri; Lampriformes; Lampridae. Gene Ontology annotation, molecular function: rRNA (adenine-N6,N6-)-dimethyltransferase activity; mitochondrial transcription factor activity. Gene Ontology annotation, biological process: transcription initiation at mitochondrial promoter; rRNA methylation. The coding region runs from base 203 to 1558 and encodes 451 amino acids. The transcript has 10 exons.